Molecule: messenger RNA, 581 nt
Organism: Lutra lutra (Eurasian river otter)
Lineage: Eukaryota; Metazoa; Chordata; Mammalia; Carnivora; Mustelidae
Gene: CCL16
Product: C-C motif chemokine ligand 16
Exons: 3
Coding region: 93-419 (108 amino acids)
Biological process (GO): positive regulation of GTPase activity; cellular response to tumor necrosis factor; G protein-coupled receptor signaling pathway
Cellular component (GO): extracellular region
Molecular function (GO): chemokine activity; CCR chemokine receptor binding
Source: RefSeq, a predicted model, not a curated record
CACUGGCUCUGGAGCAGUCAGAGUCCAGAGAGCCGUGAAGUCAGACUGGACGACCAGCCUUUCUCCCGAAGCUGAAGGGCCCCCCUGAGAGGAUGAAGGUCUCCGGGGCUGCCCUCUUUCUCCUCAUCCUCAUCCUCACCACUCCUGCUUUGCACGGCCAGUCAAAAAGUCCUGCGUCGUUGAACAGUUCUCACACCUGCUGCCUGAAGCAUCAUGAGAAAGUAAUGCCAAGGAAAAUGGUGGUGGGAUACAGAAGGGCCCUCAACUGCUACCUGCCGGCAAUCAUCUUUGUCACCAAAAAGAACCGAGAGAUCUGUGCCAACCCCCAAAAUGAAUGGGUCCAAGAGUACAUCAAGGAUCCCAAUAUACCUUUGCUGCCUCCCAGGAACUUGGCCCAGGCUAGACGUGUUGGGCCAUAGGAAGGCCACAACACCACAGCUCUCCACGACCAUCAGGCCUCAGUCGGAGUCCAGGUUCUGUAAAGAAAGGGGCAGGCCUGUGAAAAUGCAGCAUCUGGGGUGGGGGGCCGGCAUGUGGUCUGAAUGAGAAGCUAAUUAAAUGUACUUUAAACAUGUUCUCAA